Molecule: messenger RNA, 2742 nt
Organism: Haemonchus placei
Lineage: Eukaryota; Metazoa; Nematoda; Chromadorea; Rhabditida; Trichostrongylidae
Source: the annotation of a GenBank genome assembly
AUGGAGUCAUCAAGUGGUGAAGGUCGAGCCGAGCCUCCUGCGAUGUCUUCCACGGAUGUGGAACCAUCAAGUUCGGCAUCAAAAGCAACGCAAUCCAUGGAAGAUUCCGAUGACCAUCACAUGUGCCGAGUUUGUCGGGGUGAAGAUGGUCAUCUGUACUACCCAUGUCUUUGCACUGGCAGUAUAAAAUAUGUCCAUCAGGAGUGCCUCACAGAAUGGUUGAAGUACAGUAAAAAGGAAGUUUGCGAACUUUGCAACUACAAGUAUUCCUUCCAACCUAUAUAUCGGCAUGAUAUGCCAAAAGCAUUGCCACUCGCGGAGAUACUCAAAGGUGUUGCGGUAAACGCAGCAGUAAUGCUGCGAACAUGGCUAGUCUACACAAUGGUAUUGGUAUCGUGGUUAGGUAUAGUUCCGUUAACCGCAGCGAGGAUAUACCACGCUGUAUUCUAUCUGUCUAUGCAAGAGAUCCUCGUCCUUCCUCUCACUAUAUUUCGGACUGAACACAUUUUUCCUGAUGUUUUUAAGGGUUGCUUUUUGCUUGUCAUAUUCAUUUGUACAUUCAUUUCUUUGGUAUGGCUUCGUGAACAGAUCAUUCACGGAGGACCACACGAUUUCCUGAACAUAGAGCAAGCAGACACUACUUUGAAUGGCGUAGUGGACCAGGAGCUCCAAGGAAAUCAGGGAAACGGAGCCGUCGAUGCAAAUGAACAGGCGGAAGCCGUUGGAGAUGUGGAAAGAGAACAUCUGAUAGCAGACCAUGAUGGAAUACCUGAGCAUGCGCAACCCCAACCGGCAGCUGUGCAACCAGGGGUGGAAGUACCGCCAGCUGAGGAUAACUGGAGAGAUUUGGACAGGCUCGGCGACGAAUUGACAUGGCAGAGGCUUCUUGGAUUAGACGGCUCUCUUGUUUUUUUGGAGCGAGUCGUUUGGGUAAUAUCUUUGGACACGUUGUUCACCAUCAUGUUUGCAUACGCACCUUUCAAGCUUGGAUAUUUUAUUCUCAGCAAAGUUGGAAUUCAACAAUCUAUACACUAUUUCCCGUCAAUUGCUGCUAUAUUGACGGGAUAUGUAGCAGUCACAGCAAUAAUCUACGUGCUACACUAUUUCGUUGGAGUUCUUCGUUUUAGCAGUGUAUAUCGUGUGCUUGGGAUUUGUUUCCUGGUAUUGAAAGUUUUCCUUUUGGUGCUCGUCGAGAUAGGAUUCUUUCCAAUCAUUUGCGGCUGCUGGAUGGAUUUAUGUUCCUUGAAACUCUUCUCUGCAUCAUUGUCUUCAAGGGCGGCAUCUUUUGCAGCAUCACCCACAUCGUCUGUGUUUAUCCACUGGAUGAUUGGAAUGGUCUACGUUUUCUAUUUCGCGUCAUUUGUACUUUUGCUUCGCGAAGUUCUGAGACCAGGGGUAUUAUGGUUUAUGAGAAAUCUAAACGAUCCUGAGUUCAAUCCAAUUCAGGAGAUGAUAGAGCUCCCGGUAACCCGUCAUCUGCGCCGCUUGGUUGCCUCCACGGUUAGUUCGUUAUGCUUCACAACAAUCUUUCUUAUUGUCUAUGUUCCUCUCUGCAUUGUCCAGAAGAUAUAUCCAGCGCUUCUUCCUUAUAAUAUGAGCUUGUCUGCUGACACACCCCUUAGCGAGCUCUCGUUGGAGCUUCUCAUACUUCAGGUAGUCCUUCCGGCUCUACUUGAACAAACUCAAGCUCGCAUUUUAUUGAAAGCAAUUGUUCUGUGGUGGUGUGUACACAUCGGCCGAGUCCUCAGUUUGGACAGAUAUCUUCUACCCGAUUUACCGAAUGCGGAGCAACCAGCAGAUGGAGCAGGUGCGCAAGGAGCUGGUGGGUUGGCAGCGGAGCAUCAGGCCCUCCUCCUUCUUCGUGAGCCACAGGCUUUUCAACCGUACACUCGUCCGGCGCUUUUUCCUCUUCGUAUACUGAUUCUUCUGUGUGCUAUGGCUCUCACAUGUUGCUUUACUAGUUGUGUGCUUUUUCUUGUGCCAGUGAUGGUCGGACGGGGAAUCAUACACAAUAUUACUGGAUAUACCAAUGUUCACGAGCUGUAUACCGUGGGCACGGGGCUGUACAUAUGUUGGAUGCUCGUGAAACUUGGUCUUCUAUCUCUCCACUGGUUUCAUCUCGGCGUUCAUCACCUCAAAGAAGCCUUUGUUAAUUCGAUAAAUCUCGCUCUUCGAUUGCUGGUGAUUUGUAUACCCAUUGUCUUCGCAAUUCCCAUGCUAAUGGGAACCUACUUCCAACUUGUGGUCAUCACACCACUAAGGUUGUCUUUUCAACAGACAUCAUUGACGUUCCUUUGGCAAGACUGGGCUAUGGGGGUACUGCAUAUGAAAAUUGUAUGCGGAGCAGUGAUGAUGGGACCUGAGUGGUGGAUGCGGCAAGUAUUCGACCAGAUUUACCAAGACGGCUUGCGACAUCUUCGUGCGCGUUACAUCCUUUCACAACUAGUUUUGCCUGUAGUUUUAUUUCUUAGUUCCUUGCUUGCUUUCCCAUAUCUCAUUGCUCGGUUCUACAUUUUUGUCACAAAUGCUCCUCUUGAAGAGAGUGUCCUUGUUCUGCGAUACUGUUUCCCUAGCAGUUUGAUUCUUCUUCUAGUCGUAAGUUUCCUCAGGUGGCAACUUAACAAGAUUCAAGGCUUAGCUGAAAAUAUUCGGAACGAAAAAUAUCUUGUGGGAACUCGACUCGUUAACUACGAACGCAACGGUCUAUCUCCGGUAUCAACAGAAGCAGCGAUUUCUUCGUAA